GUCAGACAGAAUGAAGUUUUAUAAGGUGCUAUAGCGUGAACUCAGUAGAUCAUCGUCACCUCAGCGAUAAGUUAAGUACACUUGCGUGUUAAACGCACAUAACAAUCAUUAUAACAUCUAGGUAACUCCUGCACGCAUGUCUGACACGAGCAAAGUCUUCCCAACUGGUUAAUGUCAGGAGCUUGGGCGGAUACCUAACCAUUUCUGAUAACUGUAGUGUUGAUCUCAAACGCAGUGCGAGAAUGACAAUCUACAAGGAACGAUUCUGGCAAGUGAUCCAGAUUUGAGUUUUGCUAUUGAUAGAAAACAACCUAAGUAAGCAAUGUCGGUACAACCCUUGUGCGCGAAGCUUUAAAGGAUGGUACAGUGCGCUGCAAUGGCGGCCUUAAAGCAAUCGAGGGAGGUGCGGACUGGCGAUGAUCCUGUCGUGCGCGGGAUGCGACAAACCAAUACUGGACAAGUUUCUCCUGAAUGUAUUGGACCGUGCCUGGCAUGCAGAUUGCGUAAGGUGUUUUGACUGCAGGAUCGCACUUCAGGACAAAUGUUUCUCGAGGGAAGCAAAGCUCUUUUGCAGAAACGACUUUUUCAGACGAUACGGCACAAAGUGCGGUGGCUGUAUGCAAGGCAUCAGUCCGUCGGAUCUGGUCAGGAAGGCUCGCGACAAGGUUUUCCAUCUGAAUUGCUUCACCUGCUUGGUAUGUCGGAAGCAGCUGAGCACCGGCGAAGAACUCUACGUCCUGGACGACAACAAGUUCGUCUGCAAGGAGGAUUACCUUUCGGGCAAGCCAUUGCCGCACAAUCAUCACAGCCACGGUCAUCACGGAGGAGACUCCUUGAUGGGUUCGGGAUCAGAGGACGAAGAUGAGGACGGUAGUACACAUCAUCAUCACCACAGUGGAGUUGGGGGUCCCCAUUUAGGACCCCAUAAUUUAGGUCCCGGUAGCGCUGGUGAUCAGGGUGUGGGCCAUGCCGGCGAUCUACCCCUUGGAAGCGACCCCUGCAAGCAAGAGGACUCCGAGGAUCAAGGGUCCUUGGAUGGCGAUCCUGAGACUCGUGACAGUCAAACGGAAAACAAGAGUCCCGACGGUGGCGCCGGUGGCGGAAGUGGCGACGGUGGCGCCGGGUCCAAGAGAAGAGGUCCCAGGACGACGAUCAAGGCGAAACAGCUGGAGAUCUUGAAGACGGCCUUUUCGAACACCCCAAAGCCAACGCGGCACAUCAGAGAACAACUGGCGAAAGAGACGGGUCUGCCGAUGCGAGUGAUACAGGUGUGGUUUCAAAAUAAGAGGAGUAAAGAGAGAAGGCUAAAGCAAUUGACGUCGCUGGGCAGAAGUCCAUUCUUCGGUGGUUCUCGGAAGAUGCGUGGAUUUCCUCUUAAUUUGAAUCCUGGUGCCCUGGGAGGUGAGGAUGGUCCACAUCCGGGCUUUCCUUAUUAUCCAGAAAAGUUCGAGUUUGGUUAUGGAGGUCCUGUCACGUUUCACCAUGAGUUCUUGAUGGGCGGGCAUCCGCCGCCGCAUCCUCAUGGACCGCCGUUCGGUGGUCCAGGAAAUCCUGAAGUUCCUUAUCUCUUACCAACAGGAUUGGAUCCAGCUAGUUUAGUUGGGAUGGCAGCAGCAGCAGCGGUAGCUGGGGAGUACCCACCCCCAGGUGCGGGUGGUGGUCCACCGGAUUUCCUUACUGGUCCCCCGGGUCAGGGUCCACAACCACCUUCCGGUGGUAGUCCCGGCGAGUUCCUAGCGCCUUCAGGUGGCGGACAGGGUAAUCCAAGCGGGGGUGGCAAUGGCGGCGGUCCAGGAGGCGGAGGCGGUGGUGGUGGUUUUCAAGAGCCGCACCAGAUGCAAAGCGAAGGCCUCGUCUGGUAGAACGAGUUUAUGUUUAAUUAAUUUCACCGCAACGAUCCGCGACUUGAUGAAUUGCGUGAAAAGUUACGGGCUCUACUCCCACCCCCCCUCCUGAUUUUCCCCAAACUCUUCUUACACUUGUCCUCUUUUAAAGCUCGUAUAACCCUUCGCCAUAACCUUUGAACCCCAAGAGAACGACUUCCUAUCCCCCUGACGGUGCCCGAUCUAGCCAUUUAAAUAGCCCCUGAGACCUCUUGGCAAAAAUCUGCUGGCUCAGCAGAAAAAAUUCCUCUUUUUUUUGUUUUUGUAAGAUACCGAUUAUUAUUCUAUUAAUAUUAUUAUUAAUAUUAUAUAUUAUUAUUGUAUAAUUAUUAAUUAUUAUUAUUGUGUAUAAAACUGACAAACCCUAUCGUGUAAUAUGUAUCCUGACCCCUCUAUUAAUUCCCCUUCCUCUACGAUCCACUUUCCCCUUUCCUUCGCCAAAUCCCAUAUCGCAGUCCUUUCUUCCCUGUUAAUUAAUUUGGAUAAUGCUAAUUUACAUGUGAGAGAAAAGAUGCAAAAAUUCCCUGUAGAUAUUGGCUAUGUUAUACUUGUCGACACAAUAGCGUUGAUUAUGCACUAUGAGACAAUGUGCGGAUGAUACUGUAUCUCCGUAUUGGGACUGAAAGACGUGACGCGACGGACGGACAGACGAACGUAUCGACGCCAGACGUCGGGAUGAUGCACAAAACACUACGCGCGUGUACAGGCCGAGUACACGGUGAACAAUGUGAAAGAAAUACACGUAAAGCCUGUAUUGAUUAUCAUUAAAUAUAAAUAGGAUAUGUAACGAGUAUCUGUUAAGGCGGCAAUCGAUGUAAAUACAGUUACGGAAACGUAACGCGAUAUAAGAACGAGGAAGACGGUGGAGAGAAACACGAGAGAGAGAGAUUGAUAUGCUAAAAAUAAUGUAUACAACAAGAAGACAAGACACACCGCCAUGAUUCAUAUAAUAAUUAUAAAUAUUAUUAUAAUAAACCACCUCGUAUUUCCGUAACGACACAGAGUACUUUUAUUGAUUUGCACAGUAAUGAAGAUCCCAUCC
Cephus cinctus (wheat stem sawfly) is the source of this 2925-nucleotide messenger RNA. RefSeq names its product LIM/homeobox protein Lhx1 (gene Lim1). The transcript is spliced from 8 exons. The record is from RefSeq and is a predicted model, not a curated record. Lineage: Eukaryota; Metazoa; Arthropoda; Insecta; Hymenoptera; Cephidae. Gene Ontology annotation, cellular component: nucleus. Gene Ontology annotation, molecular function: RNA polymerase II transcription regulatory region sequence-specific DNA binding; DNA-binding transcription factor activity, RNA polymerase II-specific. Bases 417 to 1862 code for a protein of 481 amino acids. Gene Ontology annotation, biological process: regulation of transcription by RNA polymerase II; neuron differentiation.